This is a messenger RNA of Mugil cephalus (flathead mullet), 3407 nucleotides long. It is a transcript of the gene kcnj9, whose product is annotated as potassium inwardly rectifying channel subfamily J member 9. Gene Ontology annotation, biological process: regulation of monoatomic ion transmembrane transport; potassium ion import across plasma membrane. The record is from RefSeq and is a predicted model, not a curated record. Gene Ontology annotation, molecular function: G-protein activated inward rectifier potassium channel activity. Lineage: Eukaryota; Metazoa; Chordata; Actinopteri; Mugiliformes; Mugilidae. The transcript has 9 exons. The coding region runs from base 971 to 2473 and encodes 500 amino acids. Gene Ontology annotation, cellular component: plasma membrane.
UUUUAAUAAAAACAAAAAACGCUGGUUUAUAGUUGCAGCCUAUUACUGCGUGAGGUGUUUGAGUGGCUUUAUUAUAAGGCCUUCCUCGUGUCUGAGUUGUGCAGAUUGCUGAGGAGCCUUGCAGCCAACAGAGAGGAGGGACGCGACCGUCCCCUCUGUUGUGGAAAUGAGGAGCGUCUGAGGCAGGCAGGAUUGAUAGGGGCUGGGCUGAUGACAGCAUCCUCCGCCGCUCUACACCUGACUCCAUUAAGAUGCACAGAUGAUGGAGCUCUCCGCGCUGCCGGGUUAUCCUGCUGCCACCAUUUCGCACGACCACUGCCCCGAAACCCAUGUUCUCCAGCAGCCCCGAUGGCUGCGUCUGAAUUGUUUGCUAAUUCUGCAGCGAGUGGGCUGAUCGCCGCGGAUUUACUGUGAGUGGUCGGAUCACGGUGGUCUUUUUUCUUUUUUCUCUUUUUUUUUUUUUUUUUCCUGGAAAAGCGAACAGGAGUGGAUUGGCGCUGCGUCGUGGGUAAACACCAGAAAUGGGUGUCAUCGAGUCAAUUCUACCGAGCCCGGCUCCUCGUCCUUGGACCGGAUUUUCCUCAUGAUAAAACAUCUGUCCGACCCGGGUCUUACGCGUCUACAAGUUGCUUCACUGAGCAGGCGUAGUGCGUCAUCUUGAUUGUCACCAUCAGUCUCCUCUUGCGUCCAUUCGCCCAAUUGUCCAAAUGGACGCACAUCGCCAUCCAAGGCUAUACAACUAGAGGACACCAUUUUACUGGGCAAAUAUUCCCAAGGACGCGUCUCACUGUGCAUAUACAUAUUUAACUCUUCUCUCAUUAUGCUUCAGUCAAGCAAACAAAUGGUCCAAUCAAUAGCCUCUGGACAGAGUCUGCCAUAGGGAGGGUAUCAAUAACGCACAAAUUACGCCCCACACACAAACACACAUACACAAAUACACACAUAUAUAUAUAAUCUUUAAAAUAAAUCCAUGGCGCUGGAGAACUCUGUCUUCCCCUCCCGUCCCGACUCCCUCUCCCUCCCCGUGGAGGAGAGGGGGGAAGGGGAAGGAGCGGAGGAGGCCACCAAGGCCGCGGCCUCCGCGGGAGCCUUCGACCUGUCGGAGGAGCUGGGCCACGUCGUCACCACCGAGACGACGCCUUCCCCGCCGCCGUCCGCCAAAGUCAGCAGGUCGUUCCAGGACAAGCUGGCCGAGCGGGAGGCCACCGCCAACCAGCACAGGAAGAAGACCCCGGGGACGGAGAAGGAGAGGGGACGAUUCGGGUGGGCCCGGACUCGGCGUAAGAGGCAGCGCUACGUCGAGAAGAACGGCCGCUGCAACGUGCAGCACGGGAACAUGCGGGAGACCUAUCGCUACCUGACGGACAUCUUCACCACGCUGGUGGACCUCAACUGGCGCUGCUCGCUCUUCGUCUUCGUCAUGGCCUACGCCGUCACAUGGCUCUUCUUCGGGGCCAUCUGGUACCUCAUAGCCUACUGUAGGGGUGAUCUGGACCAUCUGGAGGACGAGACGUGGACGCCGUGCGUCAACAAUGUCAACGGCUUCAUCUCGGCUUUCCUCUUCUCGAUCGAGACGGAGACCACCAUUGGCUACGGCCACCGCGUCAUCACCGACCAGUGUCCAGUGGGAACGAUGCUGCUGCUGCUACAAGCGAUACUGGGAUCAAUGGUCAACGCCUUCAUGGUCGGCUGCAUGUUCGUGAAGAUCUCGCAGCCCAACAAACGAGCCGAGACGCUGGUGUUCUCCAAGCACGCCGUCAUCUCCCUGAGGGACGACAAGCUCUGCCUCAUGUUCAGGGUGGGCGACCUCCGCAGUUCCCACAUCGUCGGGGCCAACAUGAGGGCCAAGCUCAUCAAGUCCAAGCAGACUCAGGAGGGUGAGUUCAUCCCCCUGGACCAGACAGACAUCAGCGUGGGCUUCGAGACGGGAGACGACCGCCUCUUCCUGGUCUCGCCGCUGGUGAUCUCCCACGAGAUCGACGUCCACUCGCCCUUCUGGGACAUGUCGCAGUCCCAGCUGGAGAAGGAGGACUUUGAGAUCGUGGUCAUCUUGGAGGGGAUGGUGGAGGCAACCGGGAUGACGUGCCAGGCGAGGAGCUCCUACCUCACGGAGGAGGUGAUGUGGGGCCACAGGUUCAGCCCGAUGAUGUCCCUGGCUGAGGGCUUCUUCGACAUCGACUACGGGGCCUUUCACCACACGUUCGAGGUGGUCACGCCCUCCUGCUCAGCGCGAGAGCUCUCAUUGGCCGCAGCCAGACUGGACGCUCACCUGUACUGGUCCAUCUCCAGCAGACUGGACGAGGAGCCCACCCUGACCAACCCGGCGGCCAAGCAGCCGGACAGCGGCUCGGCCAACAGCAAAGGGGGCGAGCCCACCUUCGUGGUCGGGGAGAUGACUGACAUCCAGGAGCAAUCAGGACUGGGCGAGCUGAACGGCAGCGUCGCCACGGACCAAUCCGAAUCAGAGGCCUAGGACGGAGAAUGUUUACAGAGACCUUCAGUAUAUCGCCCUCCACAUCAUCAGUUACUGUCUGCAGGACCUUUUCCAUUUAAAGCAAACGAUUAGUUUCAUUAGUUCUGCAGUAUAUGCCAUAUCUUCUUCUGUUACCACACGAAAAGAGUAUAUUUCUUGGCAUUUUGUCUUUUAUUUGUACGUCCGUCUUCGUUUAAGUGUUCCGUGCUCUCUCUUUCUCUUUGAUUCGUUGUGUUAGCUCCAAUCACCUUUGCCUAUAUCUACAUUUAAAUGACAAUACUAUGCUGUAGGUGGGGUUAACCGAGGCCAUUUGUCCUGUGGGCCACAAAGACAACGAGUAUAUGGGUGGUUGACGUUUAGAUGCUUUAUUUUCACCUACAGAUUAAUGCUACUAGAUUAUAACGAGAAAACGUUAGAAACCUGAAACUCCUUUAGAUGAAAAUAUUGUUAUGAGAUGUGCUGCACGUCCGUCAGGGUGGGAGAGUAACCUAAUAUUAGUUUCAAAUAAAACAUCAUUUGGUGCUAGAUAAAUGUCUGGAAAAGCCACUCGGCCGUUUUCCUGCCCUGAACACGCUGUUAUCUUCAGGAGGCACAAAGAAUUCUAUUUACCGGUGACCCUGAUAUAAAUGUGCUAACCCGCCUAGCUGCACUCAACACUUUGUGUCUGAAAAAUAAAAAACCUUUAACGUAGAAACACCGAGACGUGUUUGUGGCUUCGUUUCACAUAUGGCGUGUGUAGCACAAGGGUUUAUGUUAUCUAUCGUUUGUUCCUCUAGUAGAAACUAAAAGCACAACAACAGUGACCUGCUCAGUUCAGCCCAGACUCCUGCUUUUGCUGCUGUGUACAUACGGUAUGUGGCCAUUUUUACUUGAUGUUUUUAAUAUUUAAUAUAACACAUCUAUUAGAGUUAAUAAACUACACUAUAUUCCUUGA